Halichondria panicea is the source of this 2180-nucleotide messenger RNA. RefSeq names its product succinate dehydrogenase [ubiquinone] flavoprotein subunit, mitochondrial-like. Gene Ontology annotation, molecular function: succinate dehydrogenase (quinone) activity; flavin adenine dinucleotide binding; electron transfer activity. Bases 123 to 2099 code for a protein of 658 amino acids. NCBI's taxonomy places the organism in Eukaryota, Metazoa, Porifera, Demospongiae, Suberitida, Halichondriidae. The record is from RefSeq and is a predicted model, not a curated record. The transcript is spliced from 14 exons. Gene Ontology annotation, biological process: tricarboxylic acid cycle; mitochondrial electron transport, succinate to ubiquinone.
GGCUUCCUGCACAGCAGGUCAAAGCCUCCAGGGCGGCUUUAAACCGAGGCAAUAAUUAUAAUAAUAAUUUUGUCUACAACAUUAACAACAAUUAAAGCUGCUGUCAAUACCGGUACAACUGGAUGGCUGCCCGGAUUGCAACUCAGCUAUGGCAGAGACCAGGUUUGUUUCGUCAAUUAAAGCCCACCAUAAACAGUAGGGGUCUAAGAGUAUCUGCAGCUAGCAGUGCCAAGGAAAGACAGUUGACAGGGCAGUACAAUGUGAUUGACCACACGUACGAUGCUGUGGUGGUGGGUGCCGGAGGGGCGGGGCUUAGGGCUGCAUUCGGACUGGUAGAGGAAGGAUUCAAGACAGCCUGUAUUACUAAAUUAUUCCCCACAAGAUCACAUACAGUUGCUGCACAGGGUGGCAUCAAUGCAGCUCUGGGUAACAUGGAGCCUGAUGACUGGAAGUGGCAUAUGUUUGACACAGUCAAGGGCAGUGAUUGGCUGGGAGACCAGGACGCCAUCCACUAUAUGACAAGAGAAGCCCCUGAGGCAAUUAUUGAGCUUGAGAACUAUGGAAUGCCUUUCAGUCGUACGGAUGACGGGAAAAUAUAUCAGCGUGCUUUCGGGGGUCAGAGCCUAGACUUUGGUAAGGGUGGUCAGGCUCACAGGUGUUGCUGUGUGGCCGACAGAACUGGACACUCUCUGUUGCACACUCUGUAUGGACAGUCCCUCAAGUACGACUGCCACUAUUUCAUUGAGUACUUUGCACUGGACUUGCUCAUGGAGGGUGGAGAGUGUGUUGGGGUCAUUGCUCUGUGUCUAGAGGACGGGAGCCUCCAUCGAUUCAGGGCCAAGAACACCGUCCUAGCCACUGGAGGAUUUGGUCGUGCUUAUUUCUCGUGCACUUCUGCUCACUCAUGCACUGGUGAUGGGACGGCGAUGGUGUCUCGAGCUGGGCUGGCUAAUGAGGAUAUGGAGUUUGUGCAGUUCCACCCAACAGGGAUCUAUGGAGCAGGCUGUCUCAUCACUGAGGGAUGCAGAGGUGAGGGUGGCUACCUCAUCAACAAGACUGGAGAGAGAUUCAUGGAGAGGUAUGCCCCCACUGCCAAGGACCUCGCUUCAAGGGACGUCGUCUCAAGAUCAAUGACUCUAGAGAUCAGAGAAGGAAGGGGCUGUGGAGAGAUGGGAGAUCAUGUACACCUGCAGCUGAGUCACCUUCCCCCGGAGAUCCUGGCAACAAGACUGCCCGGAAUCUCAGAAACUGCUCAGAUAUUUGCUGGUGUUGACGUGACCAAGGAGCCCAUCCCCGUCCUCCCGACUGUACACUACACUAUGGGCGGAGUUCCCACCAACUACACUGGACAGGUUGUUCAGCACAGUCCAGAGAGGGGUGACUUCAUUGUGCCUGGCCUGUAUGCUGCUGGGGAGACUGCUUGUGCCUCAGUACACGGUGCCAAUCGUCUGGGUGCUAACUCACUCCUCGAACUGGUGGUAUUCGGCAGAGCUUGUGCCCAUGCCAUUGCUAAGACCAACAAGCCAGGGGAGGAGCAGGCACCAUUGCCAGAGAGAGCAGGAGAAGAGAGCCUUGCUAACCUGGACAAUCUGUAUCAUAAGAGCCAGGGUGACACACCCACAGCUGAAUGGAGACUCAAUAUGCAGCGAGUCAUGCACAACAACGCGGGGGUGUAUCGCAGUGGUAAGUUCCUCAAAGACGGAUGUGAUCAGAUCAGCAAACUGGCCGUCGAUAUGGAGAAAAAUUUGAAGUUGUAUGACACAGGUAAAGUAUGGAACACUGAUGUUGUGGAGACUCUUGAACUUCAGAAUCUGAUGUUGAAUGCCCUCCAAGUUGUGUAUGCUGCUGAAACUAGAACUGAGUCUCGUGGAGCUCAUGCUCGUGAGGAUUACCCGAAAAGAAUUGAUGAGUAUGACUAUUCUCAAAAAGAUCCAGAGCAGAGUCAAACAAAACGGACAUUUGAGGAGCAUUGGAGAAAACACACAAUGUCGUAUGUGGACGACAAAUUCGAUGUUAAACUAACCUAUCGUGAUGUAAUCGACCACACUCUGGAUGAAGACGAAUGCAAGCAUGUCCCACCUAGUGUCAGAGUGUAUUAGACCAACUAACGAAAACUCCAUCUAGUUGAAUUGAUAUUUCAUGCUGUGUAUAUUUUGUGAGUAUCUUCUCUUCAAAAAGUG